Molecule: messenger RNA, 6197 nt
Organism: Bufo gargarizans (Asiatic toad)
Lineage: Eukaryota; Metazoa; Chordata; Amphibia; Anura; Bufonidae
Gene: MTUS1
Product: microtubule associated scaffold protein 1
Exons: 16
Coding region: 600-4637 (1345 amino acids)
Cellular component (GO): nucleus; cytoplasm
Molecular function (GO): microtubule binding
Source: RefSeq, a predicted model, not a curated record
CCAACUUUCUGCUCCCCUUUCAUUCGUGCAUGCUGUCCUUCAUUGUCAUUGCUAGGCAACUGGGAAUGCUGACAUGCCUGCACCCUAGUUCCACCCCCUUUGUCCAGCGACGACAGGCUCAGCGUUGGCCCCCGUGCUGCACAUCCCUGCGGACCUUGAUCCUGGGAUGGAAGUCCUCCUCAUCAUUGGUGUCUUCAUCUGACCAAGGGCUAAACCUGCACUUUGUGAUCUGGCAGUGGGCAUGACUAAACGCUGGCAGCAUUUCUAAAGGAAAUUCUUUCUAAUCCCUGAGCUUCCACUGCUCGCUGCUGCCUUAGAAAGUGCCUUGUGAAAAGCUCCAGAGCUGGAAAUACUGCAGUCCCCCUCGUAUGGAGCAGAGGAGGGGGACUUUCUCUCCACCACCCAGGAGGCUCUUUUGUCUGUCCAGCGGAGGAGAAAGAUCUGACCUGACGAAUGCAUAACUGCCCAAAAAAAAGCUGAUGUAAUCUUUGCAUGGACGUUCCACCUUGGUCAAGGGAUAAGUUUUGCUCUUUAUUUGACUUUAUUCACUUUUCAUUGAAAUGCCCUGAUUGAAGUGUACAAAGCUGAAAGGCAGCAGGAUGAAUGUAGAUGAUAAUGUGGAGGAAUCGACCAGGAAUGGAUUUGGGUCCCCAUUGCUCUACGAUGAUGAUGAUGGUAAUGGAAAUGUUAAUGCUGUUAAGAUUCCCAAGUAUUCGAACUGUGAACCAAAUCUAAACUCCAGUGCUCCCGCUAUUACUAUCAGAUAUGGUGAUGGUAAUGAUUCUAUGCUUAAGGAUCACAAUGGAGUGGAGCUGGGGGAGAGUGUGGACCAUCUAAAAAACACUCAUGACAGUAUGAGGUUACACCAAAUUGAAUUUGACGAAACUGUGGAUUAUGUCAAUAAGGAAUCUUCUGAAAAAAUACUUUUAUACCCCAGUAAGGUCCUUUUACCUCCAGAACAUGAAUCCACACACAAUGGCCGUAUGGCAGAAACAAUACGUUUGGUGGAUACAAACACAUUCGAUUUUGAGGAAACUGUGGAUUAUGUGAAUAAGGAAUCCUUUUCCAUUCCCAGUAUGAUCCCUUUGUCUCCACCACAGGCAUUCACCACACAUCCCAAUUCUUUAAAAUAUGAGCACAGUAGUUUGAAUGCUGACAAGUCUAUGCCUUAUAUACAAAAGACAAAUGAAGCACAAUAUAGGAAGAUGGAGUCUACAAGGACUUCACAGUUCACUGUAAAGGAAACUGAUGAACCCUGUAAGAAUGUUCUGAAGGAACAGGUAGAGAUGGGUGCCCUUUUUUCCAAACAAAAAGACUCAGAGCUACCAACAAUGAGUUUGUUUUUUAUGUCAUGGGACUCUAUUAAUGCAGAAUGUAUGAGGAAAAACAGUGUUUCUAGUGGCUCUGAAAAGCCAUUGAGUGCUUCUUUACUGGAAAGUUCCAUGUUACCAAAUGCCACCACUGAAGUGUUUUCAGAGUCCUUGAAGUGGUUAAACAGUAUCCCUGGCAGCUAUCCAAAUGAUGAACAGCCCACUAAGGACUUGAGUUAUUUUGAAGUGCCUCCACAUAAUAGAGAUUCCAAAGAAAGGGUGCUCAACAAUAUGGGUGCAGAAUUUAUAGAACAUGUAACAGACACAGACGUGACCACUAGCAAUACCCCCAAAGAAGACUACAAACCUGAUAACCAAGUUCUAAACGUUGGCCCAGUCAUGAAAAUUAAGGAUUCAAACAAAAAUAACUUGUGUUCUGCUCCUUGUACAGAAGAAGCCAUAAUUCCAGUUCUACGUAUAGAGGAAACUGACCUUGACACACACAACGUAAAUGGUGGCUCUGUUAAAUCCUCUUGUGGAACACAGUCUUUAAGCUCAGAGUCUAAAGACUUGUUAACUAACGUAACUGGGAACAACUGUGAGGAUACUUUCUUAAUUGAAAGUCCUUGUUCACAAACUGGUGCUAAGACGUACACUUCCACGCCUCUGUCAGAGUCAAAAAACAUGACUUUCUGUGUUCCAGUGAUAGAGGAUAUUGGACAGAUUGAUAUACCCAAAAAUCCAGAUUCUGUAAGGGACUUUUACCAGGAAAGUGCUGUAGACGUUGCUAAAUCUUUCAUCGGGAAUGUUAUAGCAAAACAAGCUAAUAGGAAAACUGUCACAAUACCGUCUGUUCCAAAGGCCAAGAAAAAUGAAGUGGUGAACUUUCCCAAACCCAAUUUUAAAAAUGUAAAGGCAAAAGUGCUGAGUAGACCUGCAUUAAUCAUAAAGGAUUAUCCUUCUUCAACCACUUCUAAAUUUUCUCCAAGGUCCCCGCAGUCUCAAUCUAAUGUAUCUUCACCUGUAGCAUCACCUCGGGCCCCUGCUUCUGCCAUCAAAACACUGAAGAAAAAACCUGUUCCUGAUCAGGACCUGAAAGCAGAAGCUGCUAUUGCUAAAUCUCAGAAGCAACCAAUUAAUAGACAGAUCUUCCCAGGCCAACCUGCACAUGCCCCAACCCAUACUAAAUAUGCUUUAGGUAAAGCUCCCAGAACGGCUGUUUUGAAGCAGUCGCAGGAUGAGAUUGAGAGAGCAAGUUCGUCAAAUUCAACACGCUCCUCUGGAUCAGCUGCUGUCUUAACCUGUACAACCAGCUCCAGAGUGACAGACAAGGCAAAGACCGUUUCGAAGACUUCUGCUGUGAAUGGUGAACACAUGGGGCCAGAUAAAACCAAGCAGAAUGGCCUUAUAGAUGCUCCAUAUGAAAAAACGGAAUUCCAGAAAGAAGAUGGCACUUCUGGUGAUCUAUUUAGCAACGUAUCAUCAUUUUCUACAAGGAUAGCCACUCCAAGCAAGAUAUUACAUAAGGAGCUGUUGUCCUGUCUGAAAAGUACAACGUCUCAAGUCUCUACGGCAAAAGCAAGACUUUAUUCUGCCGAACUCAGACGUGGAAGUCUAACGAAAAAUGUGGUCACUCUCAGAGUGUCAUCUCCUCCUAGGGCAAACCAGCAAUCGAGUGUUGGCAAGAGCCUUGUGGGAGCUCGGACUCCUUCCAAAGGAAAGUCUAGUAUUGUAAAAGCUUCAGCUGUGAUUGGGACAAGAUCUUUGCCUAGAACAAGAGUCCCAAGCAAAAUACCUACUCUCCAGAGGACUCCUAGUGUGUCUUCAGUAUGCAGCACCCAGAGCGAUCACAGCACUCUGAGUUCCAGGUCUACAAAUGCCACAAAUAAGACUGAUGAAGUCCCCGCAAAAUGUAUCAAGCAAAAUGGACCAUCUGGAGCUCAUACUGCAAAGGUUACCUUCCCAAGAGCUAGGUCGCAGUCUCUGAAAGUCACGCAGACUGUUGGUACAAAGAAAAGCCCCGUAUUACCCCCAGGAGUCGCAAAAUCAUCGGGCUCAUCAGGACUUUUAACAAAGCGACUAGAAAAUAAAGUUACUACUGGAGGUCCUCUUGGGCUACAAGGCUUAAUUGAUAAAGGCAAGCAGAAGACGAGCCCCAGAGGACCGGUUACGCAGGCACAGACUGCACCUGUCGAUGCACAAGCUCUUGAAUUGGCACAAUGUAAGGCGGUAUGUGAAGAACAGCGUGGCAUCAUCAAACAUCUAAAGAACCUAAUCACAAGCGGCAAUCAGAAGUUUGAAGCUCUCACUGUAGUCAUACAGCAUGUGCUCAACCAGCGAGAAGAGGCUCUGAAGAAACGUAAAGAGUUUUCUCAGGAACUUCAGAACUUGCGGGGAGACUUGCUGUCUGCGUCUGGCACAUGUGAAAAGCUCGAGAAGGAGAAGAAUGACUUGCUAGUAGCUUAUGAAGGCAUUUUGCAGAAGGUGAAAGAUGAACACUUUGCUGAGCUGAAUGACCUGGAGGAGAAACUCAAACAGUUCUACACUGGCGAAUGUGAGAAACUUCAGACCAUCUUCAUUGAGGAAGCCGAGAAAUACAAAACAGAACUUCAGGAGAAGGUUGAUGACCUCAACGUCACUCAUGAAACCUACAGGGAUGCAGCUGAAGCAAGUCAUGCUGAGGAAGUAAAAACCAUAAAGGAAGAAUAUGAAAAAUCAUUUACAGAACUGAAAGACAGUCAAGAACGAGACAAUAAGCUCCUGGAAGUAUCCUUUAAAGAAAAGCAGGCAGAGCUAGAGAAAAAAAUUGAAGAGUUAAGACAAGAGAAUGAAUCUCUGAAGGAGAAGCUGAAAGCUGAGGAGGAACAAAGAAAAUUAUCCAAAGAGAAAACCAGACAGAAGAACCCUCAGGUGAUGUAUCUGGAGCAGGAACUGGAGAGUCUAAAAGCAGUAUUAGAGAUUAAGAAUGAGAAAUUACAUCAGCAAGACAAAAAGCUUAUGCAGAUUGAGAAACUGGUUGAGACCAACACAAUCCUGGUGGAAAGACUGAACAAAUGUCAGCAAGAAAAUGAAGAUCUCAAAGCUCGUAUGGCAAAUCACGUAGCUCUCUCAAGGCAGCUGUCCACAGAGCAAGAAGUUUUGCAAAGGUCUCUGGAGAAGGAAUCCAAAGCGAACAAACGUCUCUCGAUGGAGAAUGAAGAACUUCUCUGGAAGUUACACAAUGGUGACCUAUGCAGCCCCAAAAAGCUGUCUCCAUCUUCCCCGGGUAUUCCUUUCCAUCCUCGGAACUCUGGAUCGUUUUCCAGUCCGACAGUGUCACCCAGAUGACACCACUUUAUCAUUAAACAUUAAAACAAAAAACUCUUCCGACAUUUCAGGAAAGUCGUGGUGAGAUUGCUUUGGACAGAAACAAUGGAAACUAAGGCUAUAUUAGCUACCUAACCAUUACAAGAUGACUGGAAUUUGGGAUUUGGGUUCAUGGUUCUCUAACCCACUGGAAUAUGAAGGAGCAACUGAAUAAUGUUGUUCUUUCAGCUAAAGAGAAGACUUUAUGGUAAAAAAAAAAUAUAUAUAUGGACGUUGUUGCACAAAGCACUUACCUAGCAAGAUACAACUAUUCUUGCAUUUUGCCUUUUUUCACCUACAGCAAGUACAUAGGGAAAAAAGCUCAGGGCUUGUAAAUAAAUCACAAACUUUCUAAAGUUUCUUUAUUCACCUGUUAAUUGUUUUUCCCAUUGGACUGGGUGCUUGUGAAGUGAAUGAGAUGGAUGUUACACACAUGGCAUGUCUGCCUCAUGCUGCCUGUUUUUUUUUUUUCGCGUGUAUUUUUUUUUCUUUUUGCCACCAUCUCCCGCACUGUUAUCUGUACAGCUUAUGAACUUGUGCAAUCUGCACAGCUUAUAUUUGCCUUGUAGAGCAUCAGAACACCAUCCAUUAAUUGAGGUUCUGUGGUCUUGUCCAUGUGGCUUUCUCAGUCCUUCAAAUGUGGACUUAUUGACUUUUAUAUGCCUUUGUGAAAUAAAAUGUCUGCUGCUUUUCAUCUGUAAUAAGUGAUUAUCCAUCUUGUACAUGGUUGUGUACUUUUUGGACUAUGCAAAAGGCACCACAUUGGUGUUUUACUGUUCACCUGCAUUACACAACUUGUAUUCUAGUGCAAACAAUAACAUCUCCGAUAACGAAUGAGAAGCUUGCCAUGUCAUAAGAUGGGUAAUUGCCAUCUGUCAAUACAUGCCUCAUUUUCAAGUCAGUUUGUUUUGACUUCGACCAAAUGAAGGGAGGGGAAGAAAUUGGACACAAUCUUUGUACCUGCCUUGAAAAAUCCAUCCGAAGACAGCCAACCCGGGACUGUUCAGAUUUGUUUUUGUUUUUUUUUGUUCACAAUUUAUAAUCUGUUUGCAUUGAAAUUAAUCUGUAAGAAAGUACCAUAUUUCAAGCAUUUGUAAAAAAAAGUUUCCAAAGAGUUUUAUAAUGUAACGGCCUACAAGAAAUGCUUUUUGUUCUGUACAUUUUUUAUUUUUUUUCCCUAGCUCUCUGCUUAGUUUUUAUCCAUGCAAUUCUUCCGUCGGUUGCCUCUUGGUUUCCUUGGUUAGAUAUUUCAGGCCUGUGACCAACAUGUAUUGGUUUGGACCCCUGAUUUAAUCUUGUUGCAAUUUUAAUUUUGAACACCAAACUGUCAAAUUUGGGCACGGAAAAUGGAAAUGUUUUGUGUAGUUUUGAUUAUAAUUUUUUUUUUUUUUCAUGUUUCAUCUGUAUCAUGCAAUUGUGUGUAGCUUCUAGCAUACUUGGAUGUAAAAAGAAAUAUUGAAGCUGUAGUUGCUUGGUUUGUAAUGAUGGAAAUAUAUUCUGAUGUUUAAGAGAAUAAAUUUAUUGGUGCAAUAAUUUACUUCA